AUGGAUUUUAGUACCUUUCACAACAUCAUCGGUGGUAAGCCUCGCGGGAGUGACAAUUCUCACUCUGGUGUCGAUCCUCUCACUCGUACUCCGCUGUGGCCCGUUCCCACUGCAUCACCCCAAGAUGUUGACGAUGCGGUUGAGGCAGCUCAGCGAGCGUUGCCUACUUGGUCGAAGACGUCGUACGAUGAGCGAAUCGGGCUCCUAGAGAGGUUUGCCGACUUGUAUCUUUCACGUGCUGGCGAGUUUUGUAAGUUGCUCGCCUCGGAAUGUGGGCGAACAGUGAGUGUAAUUACAGAAUCGGCUAGAGAUGCACUAAAUUGGUCACUCUACAAACUAUCCGAAGAGCAGGUCGAAGAUGACACAAAGACGGCAAUUGUCACCUACGAGCCACUUGGUGUUGUCGCCGCCAUCUGCCCUUGGAACUUCCCUCUCAUGCUAGCGAUUGGCAAGAUUGCGCCCGCUCUUGCUACUGGAAACUGCGUAAUCCUCAAGCCCUCUCCAUUCACGCCGUAUACGUCCCUCAAGCUCGUCGAGCUCGCCCAGGAAGUCUUCCCCCCAUCGGUGAUCCAAGUCCUCAGCGGCGAAAACGACCUUGGCCCGGCACUCGUCAGACAUCCCGGAAUCCAGAAAAUCUCCUUCACCGGGUCUACGGCUACAGGGAAGCAGAUCCUCAAGGAUGGCGCUGAUACGAUGAAAAGGAUCACCCUCGAAACCGCUGGAAACAACCCUGCCAUUAUUCUCCCGGAUAUCAACGUCACAGCCACGGUGCCGCAUAUCUCCGGUGGCCUAUGGUUCAAUGCUGGACAGGUGUGCAUCGCACCGCGUAGGCUGUACAUCCACGCCGACAUCUUUGAUGCCUUUGUUGACGCGUUGGUGGAGACUACCAAGGAGGCAACUAAGGAGAUGACCAAGAUCGGGCCGGUGCAGAAUGAAUUACAGUUUAGGAAACUCGUAAAGACACUGGACGACGCCAAAUCUGCCGGACACGACAUGGCUACAGGUGGACCACUAGCCGAAUCCGAAACAGGAGGUUUCUUUCUCCGUCCGACGAUAAUCAAGGACGCCUCACCAGAGUCAAGCAUCGUCAGCGGGGAGCACUUUGGACCCAUCGUGACCUGCGUCAGAUUCUCUGAUGCCGACGAAGCGGUCCGCCUCGCCAAUGCCGGCGAAUCGGGCCUCGCCGCGAGUAUCUGGACGACCGACUCAACCGCCGCCAAGGCACUCGCGUCACGGCUCGACGUGGGCAGCGUGUACAUCAACGGACCUCCGCAGCCGGACCCACGGGUGCCGUUCGGGGGCCAUAAGCAGAGCGGCCUGGGUGUGGAGUACGGGCUGCAGGGGUUGCUCUCCUUCUGCCAGACCAAGGCUGUGUACCUGUACAAGUGA
Messenger RNA from Fusarium vanettenii 77-13-4, 1389 nucleotides. RefSeq lists its product as uncharacterized. The record is from RefSeq and is a predicted model, not a curated record. The transcript has 7 exons. Bases 1 to 1389 code for a protein of 462 amino acids. NCBI's taxonomy places the organism in Eukaryota, Fungi, Ascomycota, Sordariomycetes, Hypocreales, Nectriaceae. Gene Ontology annotation, molecular function: aldehyde dehydrogenase (NAD+) activity.